AUGGAUUCAAAAUCUUCUCAUCUCCCUAACAUUCUCUUUAUUGUUUGUCUCUCGUGCCAGUAUUUCAACUUCUCUUCAGGGAUUGCAGACACUGAAGCAGAGUACAACAGAUGGAUUUCUUGGCAUGUCAAGAACCACCAGAGGAAGACAACGAUGAGAGGAAACUCAGCAAAUCAAGGCCCCAACCUUGAUGACAAGUUGUUGAAUGCUGAGAAGAAGAAAACGACAUUAAUUGUCAGUCAGGAUGGGACUGGUGAUUUCAAGACCAUCAAUGAAGCUAUUGCCAGCAUUCCAAAACACAACACUAGGAGAGUUAUUCUCAAUAUCAAACCAGGCCUCUACAGAGAAAAGGUUAAUAUCACCAAAGACAAGCCUUUUAUUACAUUUUUUGGGGAUUCAGGGUCAGAAAACCCACCAACAAUUAGUUGGAAUGACACCGCAGAAAUUGUUAACAAGACACUCAAUAGUGCCUCUGUUAUUGCAAGUGCAGAUUAUUUUGUGGCCAUAAACAUGAAAUUUGAGAACACAGCUCCUCAUUAUGAAAAUGGAUCGGAAAAACAACAAGCUGCUGCAAUUCGUAUAUCAGGGAACAAGGCAGCAUUUUACAAUUGUACAUUUCUGGGUAAACAAGACACUCUAUAUGAUCAUAAGGGCAUGCACUAUUUCAAUAACUGCUAUAUCCAAGGAUCUGUUGAUUUCAUUUGUGGCCAUGCACUGUCCCUUUAUGAGAAGUGCGUGUUGAAUUCGACUGCGGACAAGAUGGGCUUUUUGACGGCCCAAAACCGGUCCAACGCUACAAUGGAAAGUGGGUUUUCAUUCAAGGACUGUUUGGUUACAGGGAGUGGGUUGAUUUAUCUUGGAAGAACAUGGGGUGAUUAUUCAAGGGUUGUGUUCUCCUACACGUUUAUGGACAAAAUUGUUCUUCCAAAAGGAUGGAGUGAAAUGGGUGGUCAUCCAAAAAAUCAUUCGACGGUUUAUUAUGGGGAAUACAAAUGUGAAGGGCCUGGAUCCAAUUUAACAGGGAGGGUGCCAUGGUCAAAAAACUUGACAGAUGCAGAGGCAAAACCUUUUAUAGGGGAUUACUUUGUGGAUGGAGAUACUUGGCUUAUAUAUUAGACCUAAUUGAGAACUCUUGUGUAGCUCUUUUAUGAAUUAUUUAUUUUUACCAUAACUACAAUGCAUGAGCAGCCUGAUUAUUAAU
Tripterygium wilfordii is the source of this 1201-nucleotide messenger RNA. RefSeq names its product probable pectinesterase 53. Gene Ontology annotation, biological process: cell wall modification. Gene Ontology annotation, molecular function: pectinesterase activity. Bases 1 to 1116 code for a protein of 371 amino acids. The record is from RefSeq and is a predicted model, not a curated record. NCBI's taxonomy places the organism in Eukaryota, Viridiplantae, Streptophyta, Magnoliopsida, Celastrales, Celastraceae. The transcript is spliced from 5 exons.